UUCAGAUGUCAGGGCAGCGCGAAGGUUACCCGGAUGAAGAACACAUGUGCGUAAAGAGUAACUGCAGCAGCUCUAAAGCGGCCCCUUUUCUUGAAUCAUUCAGUCUGCCGAACUGACGGACACGCGCAUCCCUUCAAUCACCUCCAGACCAUUCUGCAAAAUGCUGCGUUUACCCAGUGUAAUGAAACAAAUGAGGCCAGUGUGCAGGGCUCUGGCCCCACACCUGACUCGUGCGUAUGCCAAGGACGUCAAGUUUGGAGCAGAUGCCCGGGCCCUCAUGCUUCAGGGCGUUGACCUUUUGGCUGAUGCUGUGGCUGUCACCAUGGGACCAAAGGGUCGCACCGUUAUCAUUGAGCAGAGCUGGGGAAGCCCCAAAGUCACCAAAGAUGGCGUCACAGUUGCCAAAAGCAUCGAACUGAAAGAUAGGUAUAAGAACAUCGGGGCCAGGCUGGUACAGGAUGUGGCCAACAACACUAACGAGGAGGCUGGAGACGGCACUACAACCGCCACGGUACUGGCUCGUGCUGUUGCCAAGGAGGGAUUUGACACCAUCAGCAAAGGUGCCAAUCCUGUGGAGAUCCGUAGAGGAGUAAUGAUGGCGGUGGAAGAAAUCAUCAAUGAACUCAAGAAACUCUCCAAGCCAGUCACAACACCAGAGGAAAUUGCUCAGGUGGCCACUAUUUCUGCCAAUGGAGACAUUGAAGUUGGUAAUAUCAUCUCCAAUGCCAUGAAGAAAGUUGGACGCAAGGGUGUUAUUACAGUGAAGGAUGGUAAAACCCUACAUGAUGAGCUUGAGAUCAUUGAGGGCAUGAAGUUUGACCGUGGCUACAUUUCUCCUUACUUCAUCAACACCACUAAAGGCCAGAAGUGUGAGUUCCAGGAUGCUUACGUGCUUCUGAGUGAGAAGAAGAUCUCCAGCGUACAGAGCAUCGUACCAGCUCUGGAAAUUGCCAACCAGCAUCGCAAGCCUCUGGUCAUCGUGGCUGAAGAUGUGGAUGGAGAGGCACUCAGCACUCUGGUCCUCAACAGGUUGAAGGUUGGACUUCAGGUCGUGGCUGUCAAGGCUCCAGGAUUUGGGGACAACCGGAAGAACCAGCUGCAGGAUAUGGCAGUUUCCACUGGAGGCACGGUGUUUGGUGACGAGGCUAUGGGACUGGCCAUUGAGGAUAUCCAGGCACAUGACUUUGGCAGGGUCGGCGAGGUCAUUGUGACCAAGGAUGACACGAUGCUCCUCAAAGGCCGUGGUGAUCCAUCAGCCAUUGAGAAGCGUGUGAAUGAGAUUGCUGAACAGCUGGAGAGCACAAACAGUGACUACGAGAAGGAGAAACUCAACGAGCGUCUGGCCAAGCUUUCUGAUGGAGUGGCUGUGAUUAAGGUUGGUGGAACAAGUGACGUUGAAGUGAAUGAGAAGAAAGACCGUGUCACCGAUGCGCUGAAUGCCACUCGAGCUGCUGUGGAGGAGGGAAUCGUUCCUGGAGGAGGAUGCGCCCUGCUCCGCUGCAUCCCAGCUCUGGAGAACAUCAAGGCAGCCAAUUCUGAUCAGACGAUUGGUAUCGACAUUAUUCGUAGAGCUCUUCGCAUUCCUGCAAUGACCAUUGCCAAGAAUGCAGGAGUUGAAGGCUCUCUGGUGGUGGAAAAGAUUUUGCAGAGCGCUCCAGAGAUCGGAUAUGAUGCUAUGCUUGGAGAAUAUGUCAACAUGGUUGAAAAAGGCAUUAUUGAUCCCACAAAGGUCGUGAGGACCGCAUUGCUAGACGCUGCAGGUGUUGCAUCUCUGCUGUCUACUGCUGAAGCCGUUGUCACCGAGCUACCAAAGGAGGAGAAGGACAUGCCGGCUGGAGGAAUGGGUGGAAUGGGAGGCAUGGGCGGAAUGGGUGGCAUGGGAUUCUAAACUGAACUGCACUGACUUUAGUGGAAGGGUUGUGGGCAGGGGACAUGAUUUGCCCCUCCCCUUCGACUUGGAAAAACCUGCCGAAACUGAGUGAUGGUGGUCUGAACGUGGAGCAAAAGAAAUGGACGUUACAGUCUCCCAUCCUUCCACCACUAUGUCCGAUCUCAUCUCUUUACUCAUGGCUGAAGAUGUUACCCUACUUCUUUAAAGACAAGUUCCUGAUAAUGUGACUAGGGAUAAUGAGUCUGUUCUUUGUUCUGUAACAUUGUGCACACCAAUGUCUAAUGGGAAAGUGCAUUUAACAAAUUGCAUAUUGUCAUGCUGUUGUAUUGUGUGAUAUAGCUGGUUCAGAAUCAGACCAUCUGUAGGGGCUUCAAAAGCCAAAUGUUAAGGUUAAAGUCUGCCUUCAUGAGCAAGCAAGUAGUAGAAACUUUGACCAGUUGUAUCUUAAAAAAAAAAAAAAAUCCACUUCAUUGAUCAGUUCAUUUUUUUUUGUACACUGUUCAUUGUUUCAUAUAAAAAUAAAACCCUCAUUUGAGGAUUAUAUAACAUUGACAAAGCAUGUACUUGUUUUGCCUUACAUUUGUUAUAGUUUUUCCCAAUGAAUAGAAAUACUUGGAUAUCAGCUUGAAGAAUUGUGCUAAUGUUUUCCUUUGUUUCUGGUUUAAUAUCUAAAGAGAUUGUUCACCCUAAAAUGAAAACUGUUAUUUAUUGUCGUUUGACUCGUGUCGUUUGGAUAAUUGUCAAUGGUCAAAAACCAUACUCUACUCCAGAGAGAGAGAGAGAGAGAUAGAAACAUAUUUUUCAAAAUAUUUUUGUGUGAUGACAGAAUUUUAUUUGUGGGUGAACUAUUCUUUUAAAAUCUGAGGGUUAAACAUCUUCUGGUCAAGCAUAGAGUUUGGUUGGAAGGUUGAGUGGAGGGAUGGGUGAUUUUGUUGCACAGCAGUUUUAAAAUGGCGGUUUGCCCGACAAUAUACUGAAUGCAAUUAGUGUGAAAUUCAUUCUAAAGAUCUAACUUUUGAGUCUAGUGGUACAGAAUCGUGUUUGAAAAGCUGCUGUUCAUUAAGAGAAUUACUUGUUUGUUUGUUUUUUUUUUAAAGCCAUUCUCUAUGAAUGUGCAACAAUGAUCAUUCAACAAUGUUUUGUACAAUAUAGUCAUUAAUUCUGUAUUUUUUAUUUAAUAAAUUUCAGUGUUCAAAAAGAAA
Molecule: messenger RNA, 3093 nt
Organism: Megalobrama amblycephala (Wuchang bream)
Lineage: Eukaryota; Metazoa; Chordata; Actinopteri; Cypriniformes; Xenocyprididae
Gene: hspd1
Product: heat shock 60 protein 1
Exons: 11
Coding region: 161-1888 (575 amino acids)
Biological process (GO): positive regulation of T cell activation; positive regulation of type II interferon production; positive regulation of interferon-alpha production
Cellular component (GO): mitochondrial inner membrane; mitochondrial matrix
Molecular function (GO): ATP binding; protein-folding chaperone binding; ATP-dependent protein folding chaperone
Source: RefSeq, a predicted model, not a curated record